GCCUGCAGAUCAAGUUGCUGCUGCCAACUCUCGCGAGCUUUGUGUCAGAAACAGUUGAUUAUAAUGUCAGUACUGUCCAAUUUACGGGCUUAAAGCAGCAGCUGCAUACUGCAUUUUCCCUGAAGUAUUCAAAGAUCCUGACUCUUAAAAACUUUGUAGUUCUUGUAAUAGAAGUGGGGUAUCAUGAUUUGGACAAAUGGCACAAGUCUCUAUACCAGAUUUCUUAUGUGGCUUCUUCUCCUGUGUAUGUUCAUCAGGAAGGUAGUGCCUGAAGAUAACAUCAUUACAACCAAGAAAGGCAGAGUCAGAGGGACGAACCUACAGGUACUGGGGGGAACUGUGACAGCCUUCCUUGGAAUACCUUAUGGACAGCCACCCAUUGGUAGAUUGAGAUUUCAAAAACCAGAACCUCGUGAGAAGUGGUCAGAUGUUUGGGAUGCCACAAAACACGCAAACUCUUGCUACCAGCUUAUAGAUACAACUUACCCAGGAUUUCCUGGAUCAGAGAUGUGGAAUCCAAAAACUAACCUAAGUGAAGACUGUUUAUACCUUAAUGUAUGGAUUCCUUCUCCCAAACCCAAGAAUGCAACUGUCAUGGUGUGGAUAUAUGGUGGUGGCUUUGAGAGUGGGUCAACUUCCCUACCGGUCUAUGACGGCAAGUUUCUGGCCAGGGUGGAAAGAGUCAUUGUAGUUUCCAUGAACUACCGGACUGGUGCAUUGGGAUUUUUGGCUUUGCCAGGAAACCAGGAAGCUCCUGGAAAUGCAGGCUUAUUUGAUCAAAGAUUGGCACUUCAGUGGAUCCAGGAGAACAUAGCAGCAUUUGGAGGCAAUUCAAAAAGUGUGACUAUAUUUGGAGAGAGUGCUGGCUCAGCUUCUGUCAGCUACCAUAUCCUUUCUCCUAAAAGCCAUCCUUUAUUCACAAGAGCCAUCAUGCAAAGUGGAUCUGCAAAUACCCCUUGGGCUGCAAUAACAGCAUCUGAAGCCAGAAACAGAACAGUGGCUUUAGCUAAACAACUCCAAUGUCCCACCAGCAAUGAGACAGAGCUAAUUCUCUGCCUCCAAGACAAGGACCCAAAGGAUAUACUGGAGAAUGAGAAAUUUGUUGUAACAUAUGACUCUCUUUUACAAAUAUAUUUCUGUCCAACUGUGGAUGGAGAUUUUCUUGCAGACAUGCCAGAAAAGUUGAUUGAGAAUGGCCUUUUCAAACACACACAGAUCUUAGUUGGUGUUAAUAAAGAUGAAGGAUCAGCAUUUCUAGCAUAUGGAGUCCCUGGCUUCAGCAAGGAUAGUGAUGGCUUGAUCAAUAAAACAGCAUUUGAAGCAGCUUUAACUCAGUCCUUCCCAGAAGCAAGCCAACUUGCAAUAGAAUCGAUCAUUUUUCAGUACACAGAUUGGGAAAAUGAGCAGAAGCCAGAACAUUACCGUGAUGCCAUGGAUGACGUUAUUGGUGACUACAAUAUAAUAUGUCCUGCAAUGGAGUUUACCAAAAAAUUUGCACAACUAGGACACAAUGCGUUCUUUUAUUUCUUUGAACAUCGAUCCUCAAAGCUGCCUUGGCCAGAGUGGAUGGGAGUAAUGCACGGUUAUGAGAUCGAAUUUGUGUUCGGAUUGCCCCUAGAAAGAAGAGUGAAUUACACCAAAGCUGAAGAAAUCUUAAGCCGGUCCAUGUUGAGAUACUGGGCAACUUUUGCGAAAACUGGAACUCCAAAUGGGACCCUGAUUAAUGGAACAAGAUGGCCAGUCUUCACUAGUACUGAACAAAAAUAUUUGACAUUAAAUACCAACACAUCAGAGAUACUGACAAAAUUACGUGCUCAGCAGUGUCGAUUCUGGAAUAUUUUUUUUCCCAAAGUCUUGGAAAUGACAGGAAAUAUUGAUGAAGCAGAACGAGAGUGGAAAGCAGGAUUCCAUCGCUGGAACAAUUACAUGUCAGACUGGAAAAAUCAAUUUAAUGAUUACACUAGCAAGAAGGAGAGAUGUGCAGGCUCCAAUUAAUGUGUUUACCCUUUCCGGUUUCUAUUAUUUCACUAAUGGAUGGACUCUGAAAAACAGAAGCAGAAACCAAAAUUAUCCUCUGUCAAUCCCUGGCAAAACUGGCAGUGUGCUUUCAGCUCCCUUGAGGGUCCUCUGCUCCUUCAUCAAGGCUCUCAACAGAUUACUUUAAUUGUACCAUAAAUAGGAUCCACUGUAGCAGUUCCCAUCCUUAUCCACUCAGAUAGUGAUGUAUUAUUAAAAAUACAAAGAUCAGUAUAGCCAAGAACUCCUUUCUAGAGAGGAGUAUUGACAACUAACCACUACGGGAGCUCCCAAGACUGUGAGUAUCCUCUGUGGGUCUAGAACUGCAAAGAGGGAUCUUAGUCAAAACUCAGCCUUCAGGUCUCUACUCUUACUCCAAGAAACAGCUGGAUUGGGUCUGAGCAAUGCAAUUCGACAACACUUUGGAGCAAAGAAAGCAAUAAAGAAAAUCUCAUUGAAUUUUCUUUCCUAUCCCUGGGCACAAAAAUGCCAGAUUAAUGACUUUAGCUACCUCAAACAGUGGUAAUGCAUGAGGUUUCUUACAAAGCUUUGGGCUGAAGUCAGUAAACACAGAACACAAACAGGGUCUUACCUGCUCUCUCCACUGAGUUAACCUCUGGCUAACCACAUUCCAUGGUGUUGGCCAUAGCAGGACCUGAUGUCUGUAGCCCAGGGGACUGAUGAAAACGGAAAUCUCCAUUUAGGCUGAGGUCUCGCUCUUUUGGUGAGACAGUACUUCAGGGACAAUUGGAACCCCCUGUAUCCCCAUUAGCUUUUCACUCAUUCAAUCUAGCCUCGUUACUGGUGAGGCAGGUGUGCUGUAGCAUGAAAAUAAAUGGUCUUCUGCUGGCAAACUUUUGAACCCUUUUGAAUAACUGAGGGAUUAAAACUCACUCAGAGCAAUGGAGAGGAUUCACAGAGGCUUUAGCCCAGGAUGUCACCCACUCCAGAAUAAACUAUGCAAUGUAUGUUGAUAUAAGAACAAGCUUUAUGCCAAAUCUCUGAAAAUCACACUCUGUGUUAUAUCUAUAUUCAAAGGAAGCUCCCUUGACCAUGUAAUCAGCCACUGCAGCCUGAAUUCCUUCUAUUUCCCAUUGGUUUUACUGUUACAAACUCCUAAAAUCUAGGUUACUGGUAGUGCACUCUGGCUCUACAAUGAAUUAAUGGCAUUUGACAUUCAUAACCCCGCAUUUAUGAAAAUAGACUAGUCCAUUAAAAACCUUGUUAAUAAUGGUUCUAGCAAAGCAUACAUUGCCUAAAGCAAUACAAUUAUUGGUCAAUAAUUCCUCUUUAGCUCUCUGUAUUACUACCACUUUAUUUCAACACUUGGCUUCUUACCCUUUGAUCUGCCAAUUAUCUUUUUACCCUCUGAUCCUCUUUGCAAUUCCUUGGCAAUUUGAUCCAUUAAUUACAGUGCCCAUAUUCCCUAUUUUCUGUAGAAUGUGCAUUUUUUCUGAACCUCUUCACCUUUCUUCGUACAAAUACUUACCAUAUUUCUGUAGGGUAUAUCUACUUCUGUAAAUAUAUAUAUUGAUAGAAAAUGCUAUAAUUAAAAGUAUCAUUACACUUUCCUUUCAAUCGUUUGGACUUCAUGAAAAUGUCUCAAUAGUUUGUCAUUGACUUAAAUUUUGAUGGAAAUGUGCACUCAUCUCUGGUAAAUACUUUGGCACUCCAUCGUCAAUUACCAUAAACUCUUAGAUUUUUUUCAAAUGUUAAUAAACAUUGAUUGUAUUUCCAUCCUGGAGUCUCUAUUAAAAACACAGUUUCUGCUAUGGUUUUGAUAUAUAUUAUUAAAAAAAGUAUUUUCUGA
This is a messenger RNA of Aquila chrysaetos chrysaetos, 3826 nucleotides long. It is a transcript of the gene BCHE, whose product is annotated as butyrylcholinesterase. Bases 184 to 1995 code for a protein of 603 amino acids. The transcript is spliced from 5 exons. Gene Ontology annotation, cellular component: plasma membrane. NCBI's taxonomy places the organism in Eukaryota, Metazoa, Chordata, Aves, Accipitriformes, Accipitridae. Gene Ontology annotation, biological process: acetylcholine catabolic process; choline metabolic process. The record is from RefSeq and is a predicted model, not a curated record. Gene Ontology annotation, molecular function: acetylcholinesterase activity.